Pseudophryne corroboree (corroboree frog) is the source of this 3507-nucleotide messenger RNA. RefSeq names its product PPARG coactivator 1 alpha (gene PPARGC1A). The record is from RefSeq and is a predicted model, not a curated record. Bases 350 to 2719 code for a protein of 789 amino acids. The transcript has 13 exons. Gene Ontology annotation, biological process: positive regulation of transcription by RNA polymerase II. Gene Ontology annotation, cellular component: nucleus. Lineage: Eukaryota; Metazoa; Chordata; Amphibia; Anura; Myobatrachidae. Gene Ontology annotation, molecular function: transcription factor binding; RNA binding.
CUGUCAGAUGCCCACGGAGCAAUGCGGCAGGCCGGCAGCAUAGGCACUAUGGGAAGGGGUUAAUGCCGGAUGAUGGGGAUAAUGACAGGAGCUGGGUCUGCCUUGCCGUGACGUCACACGGCUCCCGGCAGCAGCAGCAGCAGCGGCGGCGGGGACAGGGCUGGCAGAGGGACAGACCAGCCUCCUCUAAUAGCUGCUGCCUGCUCAUGUGACUGGGAACAGUAGUAAGACAGGUGCCUUCAGUUCAGCCUCAGUCAGGGGCGAGUUGCCUGUAUGAGUGCUAGCUCUGCUGCCUGUGCGCCUGGGGAUUGUACUUCCAUAAGGUUUAUUGCCGUCAUUCAGGGACUGGAUGGCGUGGGACAUGUGCAACCAGGACUCUGUAUGGAGUGACAUAGAGUGCGCUGCUCUGGUUGGAGAAGACCAGCCUCUGUGCCCUGAUCUUCCGGAACUGGAUCUUUCUGAACUUGAUGUGAAUGAUUUGGAUGCAGAUAGCUUUCUGGGUGGAUUAAAGUGGUACAGUGACCAAUCAGAAAACAUUUCCAGCCAAUACAGUAACGAGUCAUCCAACAUAUUUGAGAAGAUAGAGGAGGAGAGCGAAGAGAACCUGCUAGCCGUUCUUACGGAGACACUGGACAGUCUCCCUGUGGAUGAGGAUGGAUUGCCUUCAUUCGAUGCACUGACAGAUGGAGAUGUGACCACUGAACAUGAUCCCAGCCUCUCAUCUAUACCUGACGGCACCCCUCCAACACAGGAGGCAGAAGAGCCGUCACUACUUAAAAAGCUCUUGCUGGCUCCUGCGAACACUCAGCUGAUUUAUAAUGAAUGCAGUGGACUCAUCGCUCACAACCAUGCAAGCUCUAAUCAGAGGAUCAGAACGAGUUCUGCAUCCAUCAAGAGCGAGAACUGUUGGAGUAAUAAACCCAGAAACAUUUGUCAACAGCAAAAGCCACAAAGGCGCCCUUGCUCAGAGCUCCUUAAGUACCUGACUGCAAAUGAUGACUCUUCUCAGACCAAAUCAACAGAGAGCAGGAUUAACAACAGGCUUGACAAAUGCACAAAAAAGAAGCCCUGCUUGCAUCCUCAGCCACAUUUUCAAGCCAAGUCAACAAGUUUGUCACUUCCUCUGACACCCGAGUCACCAAAUGACCCCAAGGGUUCCCCAUUUGAGAGCAAGACUAUUGAAAGAACCUUAAGUGUGGAGCUCUCUGGAACUGCAGGACUAACUCCACCAACAACCCCACCUCACAAAGCCAACCAAGAUAGCCCAUUCAGAACUUCUCCCAAGCCUAAGGCUUCUUGCAAGUCCGCUGUGCCACCUGCUAAGAAAUCUCGCUACAUUGAGUCUUCCAGUCUCCAAGUUAUUAACUCAAAAAAAGGUCCCGAACAAUCUGAACUGUACGCACAGCUUAGAAAGACCUCAGUGGCCAUUGGGCAAGAGGAGAAAAAAGUUAAACGACCUAGUUUACGACUUUUUGGAGACCAUGACUACUGUCAGUUUAUGAAUUCAAAAUCAGAAAUACAUAUUAGCUUAUCACAAGAAUUACAGGCCACUAGACAACUUGAAUGUAAGGAUUCUUUGCCUGGGAAAAAAUUGCAAGUUUAUUCCUCAAGUGAUCAAGUACAGAAUCCAAAGGACAGUUUGGAAGUAUCCAUGCCAAGUUCUCAAAACAGCAGCCGAAAACCCCUGCAAGACCAGGAAAUCCGUGCGGAACUCAAUAAGCACUUUGGGAACCCGACGCAAGCGGUUUAUGAUGAGGAGAACAAAAACAGAGACCUGGAAAACAAUGAUUACAGCAAUGAUCAGUUCUCUAGACUACCUAUGUUUUUAACUUCCGGACUGGCUAUGGAUAGUUUGCUUGAUGACAGCGAGGAUGAGAAUGAUAAACUGUGCUAUACCUGGGAUGGAAUACAAUCCUAUUCGUUAUUCGAUGUAUCCCCUUCAUGCUCUACCUUCAAUUCUCCAAGCAGAUAUUCCGUGUCCCCACCAUCAUCCUUACUUUCGCAGCGGUCUCAUAGGAUAUGUUGUCGAUCCAGGUCUAGAUCUUUAACUCAGCACAGAUCAUCUUCCCGGUCACCAUAUUCACGUUCAAGGUCCAGAUCUCCAUCCAGCAGAUCUUCAUCAGGGUCUUGCUGCUGCUAUGAGACAGAUCACUGCAGACAGAACAGUUCUCCAGUAUAUACACAAUCACGGUCAAGAUCCCCAUACAGUCGCAGACCCAGAUAUGACAGUUAUGAGGAAUACCAACACGAGCGGCUGAGACGGGAGGAAUACCGCAAGGAGUACGAGAAGCGGGAGUCAGAGCGAGCAAAACAAAGGGAACGACAAAGGCAAAAAGCAAUUGAGGAACAUAGAGUUAUUUAUGUUGGUAAGAUGAGAACUAACAUAAGUCGUACGGAACUGCGAGCCCGGUUUGAAGUUUUUGGUGAAAUUGAAGAAUGUACAGUCAAUCUGCGGGAUGACGGAGACUGUUACGGUUUCAUCACCUACCGCUACACCUGUGACGCAUUUGCUGCUCUCGAGAAUGGAUACACCCUGCGCAGGUCAAAUGAACCCGACUUUGAGCUUUGCUUUUGCGAACGAAAGCAGUUUUGCAAGUCCAACUAUGCAGAUUUAGAUUCAAAUUCAGAUGACUUCGAUCCUGCUUCCACCAAAAGCAAAUAUGACUCCAUGGAUUUUGACAGUUUGCUUAAAGAGGCACAAAGAAGCCUGCGCAGGUAACAUGCGUCACCGCCACGCCCAAUGGAACGAUGGAGAAUACCUCACGGACAUCUCGUCCCCCAAUAAGAGACUUUUUCGAAAGUCAAACCUAGGAAUUUCUCCUACUUUUCACUCUCCGUUCUUCAAUGGUUUACAUGAACACAGCUGCUGGAGACUAAAGAGGCGAUGUGAUUGUUAGACAGAUGAGCAUAGCCUUGGGUGUCAGAUGAUUCCACACUUUCACACUCGCAAUUGUAUCACUGGAACAAAAGGCGGCACUCGCUCUGCACCCAUUGCAGGUGGAAGCGCCAGCCAACUGUGAAAGCUCCUCACUUUCAAAACUGAUUACCCUGGGAACGUCAAGAUAUCACUAUUUACCAUGAAACUAUAGGAGGAUUUAUAAGCUGCUGAUGCUCAACUACAAUGCAAUCUUCACUUUUGUCUGAUUUCAAUCAUCGCCCUGAUGAAAAAAAACACAAAAACAAAAAACAUUGCAAUAUAGAUGACGCCUUAGUAACUUUUUUUUAUUGGGAACCUGGUGAAGAAAUCAAGGAAAUGGCAUUUUUUUUUCUAGUAACCCUUUGUCUCUCUAUGCUACAGUAGUCUCUCACUCUGGCACCCACGCAGUUGUCUACAAUGUUGUCCGUCAACAUUAAAGCCUUGUAAAUGGUCAAUUUCACAGCCUGUUCAGAUUUUAUAUAUAAAUAUAUAUAUAUAUAUAUAUAUAUAUAUAUAUGAUUUUCUGAUGAGUGGUUGUGGUGUUACAUAGGGGCAGAUGUAUUAAGCCUGGAGAAGUGAUAAAGCAGUGA